Cladophialophora psammophila CBS 110553 is the source of this 1989-nucleotide messenger RNA. RefSeq lists its product as uncharacterized. Bases 1 to 1989 code for a protein of 662 amino acids. The transcript has 5 exons. NCBI's taxonomy places the organism in Eukaryota, Fungi, Ascomycota, Eurotiomycetes, Chaetothyriales, Herpotrichiellaceae. The record is from RefSeq and is a predicted model, not a curated record.
AUGACUCCCUCCGAAUAUUCAAAGAAGAUGUUAGAAGAUCCUCUCGUCAAGACACUCUUCGCUAAUUGGGAUGCCAAUCUCCGAAAAUCUUUCUACGGUGUGACCAGCGAUGGAGUUAGGAUAGAACAUCUCUAUCCUCUCCAAGAUGAGGGUGCUUCAACUUUUAAGGCUGUCGCCGCCGCAAAGCGCUUUCUGGAUUUGUUAACGCCCGAUGAGAAGCUGAAGGUCAGCAAUGAUUUGGAUAGCGAGGAUUGGAGAAAGUGGUCGAACACAGAAAUUAUCGCACAUGAUAUUGGCGUACGCCUCGAAUACCUAACACAGCCCAAGAUCGACGCUGUGUGGGAUAUAUUGAAACAAUCACUCAGUAAGGCUGGAUACUGUAAAGCCAAAGGAGCCGUCAAAACGAACAAAUUUCUCGGCGAAAUUUGCAACUCACGCCCGAUUCUGAAUGAAAACAGUUACUUUUUCCUUUUUUUCGGAGAGCCAUCAGAAAAGCAGCCAUGGGGCUAUUCAUUCUUCGGUCACCAUUUCUGCCUUAACGUGUUCUUUAUCGAGAAUCAGAUGACAAUCAUCGACUCGGGGCCGGACAAGGGAAUUGAACUCUUUGUCCCAGAAGCUGAAUUGGGACUGAAGCUGAUGCAGAGCCUCACUACCGAGCAGCAGUGUCAGGCGCGUAAAGAUAGCCGACUGGGCGACCAAAGCAUGGACUCGGACCGCUGGAAUAUAGUGGACCAACAACAUCUCGGGGGCACGUCGCAAGACAACCGGGUGAUCCCCUACGAAGGCUUGGUAGCGACGUCGCUGACGCCCGUCCUUCAAGACCUUCUCAUUUCUAUUGUCGCGGCCUUCGAGGACCUAUUGCCUCCCGUACCGCUAGCCCACCGGCUUCGAAUUGUUCGCCAUCAUCUCUCGGAGACAUACUUUACCUGGAUCGGCGGGUUUGGAGACGACGACCCAUUCUACUACCGUAUCCAAAGCCCUGUCGUCCUGGUUGAGUUCGACCAUCACACUGGCAUCUAUCUUACCAACCAGGAGCCAGGCAAAUACCAUAUUCAUACGAUUCGAAGGUUACCUAACGGAGGUGACUAUGGACGUGAGAUUAUCCGCCAGUGGAAGCAGAAACACCAGAAGCCAAAAAUACAGCGGUCGAGGUAUAUACGCCCAUUUGAUGAUAGCGCGAGAAUACACACUGGGUUCCCAUCUUACGACGUUCAAGUGCUCUCAAUACUAGAGAGCGGACUCUCCCUUGCCAGCCAUAUCGGCGAAGGAGGUUGCGGUCCGGGCCUUCACUAUCACCAAUCAGACCAGCUAUAUUUCUUACUACGCGGAACCAUGAACAUUCGCCUAGGCCACGAGGUGUAUGUAGUUUCCCCGGGAAGUCUGGUCUUCAUCCCUGCGGGCCUCGCGCACCGCAACUGGAACAACGGCCCCGGAACGGAGACACACCUUGAGAUGAUUAUCCCAGCGCCGUCGCCGCUGGCGCAGAUAGCUCUCAUGGUUAACACGCCUGACGACGUACCGAUGGGGCAUCGAACUGACCGCAAGGGAUACGUUCGCCGUGUUGAUCAAGCCCGCCUUACCGAAGCACUACCAGGAUUUUUUACUAUGGCACUAGCUGAUCCAUCAAGUGGAUCGGCCAACACUGUGGUGUACUAUGCUGAGACUUUACCAGGCAAGGGUGGGCCUGGAACCCAUGUGCACGACUUCGAUCAGUGCUAUUUUGUUCUCGAGGGGCAGUUAACAAUCGAGGUUUCAGUGGAAAAACAUGUUGUUGGGCCAGACACGCUGGUUCUGUUACCUGCGGGCGUACCGCACAGACAGUGCAAUGACGGUGACGUUGUCGAAAAGCACCUCUCAAUCCUGAGUCCGGUACCUGAGCAAGGUCUACCCUGGGACCGUGGCGUAACGCUGACCGUUAAUGGGAACAAUCAUUAUGGUACUCUCACCGCGGCUAGCGCUAUAGGUAAUGAGCGACCAAGCGCGAGCUAG